ACUAUUCUCAGACCAUAUCUAUAACUGGAACACAUGUUGAGAUACCAAAAUAUCUUUGUGUGUGUGUGUGUGUUUGCUCAUUUUGUCUGUAUUUUCUUUUUGUUUAUUCACUCACCCCCGAAAGAAAAAUUAAAACCAUUUCUCUUCCAGUAACCUUCAUCAUGAGUUGGAGGCAUGGAGAAAGUGAAGACCAUUUCCACCCCCGAGGAAGAGGAUCUGUUCCACCAUGGAGACAGAGAGGAAGAGAUAGUGGUAACAGAUCCCACAGUCAAGACCAUUCAUCCAUAGAAACUGAUUCGUUUUCCAGAAGAGGCAGAGGCAACUGGAGAAAAGGAGGUUCAAAAGGAGAAAGGGAUCAGAAUAAAAGGGGAGCAAAAAGUCAGGAGAACUUGUGUGAGGAUUUUUUGCCUGAGAGAAAAAGAAAGGGUCCAAGAGAAAGGCAGUAUCCAAUAGGUCGCAAACAACUUGAGCAGUUGUUGGACCAGCAACCUGAUCUUGUUGUAUUAGAACUCCUCCGAGAACAGUCAGGUUACCAGCUAUAUCUUCAGCAAGAUGAAGUACGCAGUGAGAGCCUAAUAUUAUUGAUAAGGGUCCUUGCAAGGGCGUGUUCAGCUAAAUCCAAUAAGGAAAAUUUGUUUGACUUGUUCAGUAUAACUUGUGAGCAGAAAUUUUUGGAUAGAUUGUGUGCCUUUUCAAUGACCAUUAAAAGGCAAUAUCCAAAUGAAGCAAGUAAUUUUUUUCUAAAUCUACACAUAUUUCUUGAAACCUAUGCCAAUGCAAUGACUACAAAUGCUAUUGAUAAAAUUACUGACUUGAUUGAUGCCUGUAUAUCAGCAUUGGGUAUUUUACAAGACCAAGGAUUUGUGGCAGCUGAAGUGAAGGAAAAGUAUGAAGAAUUGCAAAAAAUGUUAACUGAAGCCAGAGAAAAGUGGAUCCGUGAGAAAUCCCAAACAUGGAAAGGACAAAGGGGAAGGUAUGCGAUGGAUGAGAUGGAACCACCAGAUGACUUCAGAGACUUACCUGUCCAUCCAGUUCCCUAUGAUCUCUCAAAACAGCAGCGCCCCUUUCUCCGCAGGAACAUAGUUGAAGGGAAGUAUAAAGAUAGCAAACAUUACUUAGAUGUUCAGUUCCGUCUUUUGCGUGAGGAUUUUGUCAGACCAUUAAGAAAUGGAAUUAAUGAUUUCAUAUAUAAUAUGAAGAAUAUAAGAGAAGUGAGAAUUUAUAGAAAUGUAUCCAUUGUAGGGUCUGAUAUCAGAAGAAGAUGCAUAAUCCAUUAUAUUCAAUUGAACUUGCCCAAACAUUUUCAGUUUGUGAAUUCAAAGAGACUUUUGUAUGGAAAUUUUCUUUGUUUCUCAAAGGACAAUUUCAGGAGUAUGAUUCUUGCAUCAGUUGCAGAAAGGGAUGUAGAUAUGGGUAAAGAAGGAAUUAUUGGAGUCAAGUUUGAGAGUGACAUUCAAGAUCUUGAUUUGUCUGGAAACUUUACAAUGGUAGAGUCACGAGCAUAUUUUAUGGCUUACAAGCAUGUUCUCAAAACCCUACAAAACAUGAGUGAUACUAGGGUUCCAAUGGAGCAAUACAUUAUCCAUGUUAAUCAAGAUGUGAAAACACCAACCUAUUUGGACAAGGAGGAUAAUUCUUAUGAUUUACGUGUAAUAACUGAUACAAAUAUGAUGAAAAAGAGUGAAAUUCAUAAUAAACUGAAAUGUCUUCAGUUUCAGUUUAGGAAACAUUUAGAUAUUGAGCAAGAGUCAGAUACUGAGGAAGCCUCAGAUAACAGGUUUGAAGAACUGCGCAGUGUUCCAAUGUGUCAUGGCAUAGAGGUUUGGCCUUCUCAUUUACAAAUGGGCUUGGAUACAUCCCAGCAUAGGGCAUUGCAUGGAGCAUUAACACGACAGUUUGCAAUUAUACAAGGACCUCCUGGUACUGGCAAGACUUUCAUAGGACUAAAGAUCACUCAGACUCUUCUCCAUAAUAGUCAAUUCUGGAAAGAUGAAGAUAAUCCAACCCCAAUACUUGUUGUAUGUUAUACGAACCAUGCACUGGAUCAGUUUUUGGAGGGAAUAAUGACAUAUACAAGGAGUAUUGUAAGAGUUGGGUCAAGAAGCAAAAAUGAAGCAAUAAGUAAGUUUCAGAUAAACAACCUGGCAGUAUCUUUACGUCAGUACCGGGGAAUACCACGUGCUAUACAUGACAGGAGUUCAGAAUUAUUUGAUAAUGUUAUAGAUCUGGAAUAUAAGGUAAAAAACCUUAGAGCCAUUGCAAAUACCUGUGUUGAUCCUGAAGGAAUUUUUAAGCUAAAAAGCCUCCUGCAAGAAGAUGUUAUCCCAAAACAUUUACAAGAUCAAAUUAUGCAAGGCACUAAUCAAAUGACAAAAUGGUUGUUGCUCAACAUGCAGUCUGAUGACCUCAGAAAUGCUUCAUCAAAAGAAACUCUUCGGCCUGAUGUAGGGAAUACAGCAGAGGUGGAUGGGUCUCAACCUGGCUUGCAAGAACAUGAUAAUGGUCUUAAAGAUAAUGAUAACUAUGAUGACUAUCUACAAGAUGCUGAGGAACUGAUGCAAUUAGAAGAGAAAGAUAGAAGACUUGAUGAUCUAGAUGAUAUACCCAUGAGAGACCAAAAUAUUAAAGUGUUUUAUGAAAUAACUUAUAAAAUGCUUGAUGAAAGUAUGAAGGAACUGGUCAACUGUGAAAAUGACCCAGAAGAAUUUUUCCGGUAUGCUAUAUAUAAAAGUCAGAAAGAAUGUCUUCAAAUAGGAUUAAAUUUACCUGAAAGUCAUGCAGAAAUGGCAAAAUUAGAAACCCAGGACAUAAACAUGUGGAAAUUGGAUUUUCCAACAAGAUGGAGGCUUUACAAAUUUUGGCUAUAUAAACUGUAUCUGAAAGUUGUGAAGAAACUGACAAUACUAGAAGCAACAUUCCAGAGGAAAGCCAAAGCUCUCCAGGAGAUAAAAGACCAAGAGUUUCUGCAUAUAAUGCGACAUCACUCUAUUGUGGGUAUGACCACUACAGGUGCAGCGCAGUACAGUGCAGUAAUGCAAGACCUCUCACCAGCAAUUGUGAUCAUUGAAGAAGCAGCAGAAAUAUUGGAGUCCCAUGUUAUUACUGCUCUAACUUCAAAAUGUCAGCAUCUAAUUCUUAUUGGUGAUCAUCAGCAACUGCGACCAAGUGCAACUGUGUAUGAGCUAGCAACAAAGUAUGGCUUGGAAACCUCCCUCUUUGAAAGAAUGAUCAAAAAUGGAUUAGC
Molecule: messenger RNA, 3244 nt
Organism: Penaeus vannamei (Pacific white shrimp)
Lineage: Eukaryota; Metazoa; Arthropoda; Malacostraca; Decapoda; Penaeidae
Product: NFX1-type zinc finger-containing protein 1
Biological process (GO): regulatory ncRNA-mediated heterochromatin formation
Cellular component (GO): nucleus; nuclear RNA-directed RNA polymerase complex
Molecular function (GO): zinc ion binding; helicase activity
Source: RefSeq, a predicted model, not a curated record